This is a messenger RNA of Myxocyprinus asiaticus (Chinese sucker), 6166 nucleotides long. RefSeq names its product NHS-like protein 1. Bases 298 to 5010 code for a protein of 1570 amino acids. The transcript is spliced from 8 exons. Gene Ontology annotation, biological process: cell differentiation. NCBI's taxonomy places the organism in Eukaryota, Metazoa, Chordata, Actinopteri, Cypriniformes, Catostomidae. The record is from RefSeq and is a predicted model, not a curated record.
UGCACAUUGCUUUGUUUAGAGUCUAACUCCAAGUAUCAAUUAUUGACAAAGAAGAAUAGUUUUGAAGACUUGUUGAAGAGCAGCAUUGGUUCCAAUGGUACAUAUGAAGACAAUUUGAGCAUAAUAUUUUGAAACAUGGAUAUUACGGAAAGACCCACUCUCUCUCUUGGCAAACAUCUUUGUAAUCCUUCCAUGUUAGAGUGAUCUGCUGCUGUCUGCAUUCCAUAAGGAAAUGUGGGGCAUUUGGAGAGCUGCCUGAAUCUUCAAUUCAAAUCCGGCUGCAGGGAGAUUUCUUGGAUGUGGUUCUGGGAGAUGUGGGGAGAGAGGAGCUUUCUGAGGUACAGAGGGGAAUCUCACCCUGUGCCCCGAGCCCUUUGUGCCCUGGGUCUUUCUUCGCUUACUGAGCAGCAUGGACGGUUCUUCCCCUGUCACAGAGAGCAGGAUACUGAUGAUGGCUUUGAUGAGUGGGUGUAUGCUCCUCUUCACCGCAGAGCUGUGUCCAGUCUAGAUGAGGAGAGUAAGUGGUCGGUGCACUACACAGCCCACUGGCACCAACAGGAGAAUGUCUUCCUGCCAGAAACCAGACCAGCCUGCGUGGAGGACCUUCAUCGACAGGCCAAAGUCAACCUGAAAACAGUCCUCAGAGAGUGCGACAAGCUCAGGAAAGAUGGCUUCCGCAGUUCCCAGUACUACUCCCAAAGCCCUGCCUUCUCUUCAACCAGCCUUUGUGAAAGUGUUCAUCUGGAUGAGGAGAAAACAGAGAAGAAAAAGAAGGAUUCAGAGUUGGCUACUGAAGAGGAGAAGCUUGUAUACUCAAUGCCGCCUCAGACACCUCUCCUGGAACAUGCCUCUGACAUGAACAUCCAGAGCAGCUGGACCGACUGUGUACCCUUGCCCACUCCUGAAGAGAAGAUGAGACUACAGGCUCAGUCAGUGGCUACUGCUAUCAUACCCAUCAACAUUACAGGUGAGAACUUCGACCGCCAGGCUAGCUUCCGCCGCUCCGCGGGAAACACUGACACCAUCAUACGAAGACCCAAGAGGGUGCAAAGAAGAAAGACAAUAACAGGAGUUCCUGACAACAUUCAGACAGAACUAGCAAAUAAAGGACAAGCGGACUCCAGAAUUCACUCCAUGUGUGUGGCAGAUCAGUAUUCUACCCUCAGUCGAGUGGGAAGUGUAAACUCCACCCUUAGAUGCUCAGACACCCGUGACUCCAGUUGCCAAACAGAGGAGGUAAAGAUUGUUCCUCCCUCAGUUCGCAGGAUCAGAGCACAGAGAGGCCAUGGAAUUGCUGCCCAAAUGGCUAAUAUAUCCCUCUCCUCCACCAGCAGCAUUUCCACCAUGAGUGACUGUAAUGGUAUCAGCUACACUCAACUUGAUAUUAGUGAUCAGAGAUUUCACAGUUUGCCACAACAAUGUUCUCACAUCUCACAUCAAAACUGUGAACUGAAGUACAGCAGCUCCCCCUACAGGAUAAAUUCCGGCUCUACAAGCUCCUUACCCUACCAGCUUGACACGCAUCAUGGCUCCUCAGCAUCACUCCAUAUGCUGUCUGAUAAAAGGAACAAUGCAUUAAACAGCAACACAACUGGAGACUUCAGGUCUUUCCAAAAUGAGCAGCUUGUUAAAAAUCCAAAUUGCCAAGGUUCCAAUCAAAACAGCCCAGCCUUAUUCAUUCUCAGUGGUGCUCUACAGAACUCUGCUGAAUUUAAUUCCAUUCUUUCCGAACACAACAGGAUAGAGGACAACCACAUGCAAUUGCCUCCUUCCUCAGCCCAGUUGUUUAGUUCUGCUGAUGCCUUGUCUGCUGUCUCCUCUUGUUACGAAUCCACAGCCUCCCUCUGCUCAGGGAUCCGUACCGAGACUGAUUCACAAUGCAGCACGCUUGAUGGCAGAAACUGCAGCAGUCCUAAUUCUCUUCGCAGGGAUUCUAACUUCUCAGAGAGCAGUACUAAAAGCUGCAGCACACUAACCACUGACCAGUGGACAUAUGAAGCAUCUCCAAAGGGUGGUCCUAUAAGCAACUCAAGUUGCUCCUCACUUGACAGCCAUAUAUACAACAGUCAUGACCAUUCUCCCAGCAAGACAGAUGCAAGCUCAUUGUGCUCAGUUGACAAUGAAGGGUACUACACCUCCAUGCGCAUGGACUCUGGUUUGAAGUCGUACAGUCAUGGCUGCAUCAAUAAAGCAGGAAAUGUAAGGCACAGUUUGUACGAGUGCAAAGGCCAUCACAGCCAUAGUAAUCAUGAAAGUCUGCAUAGCAACUGCUCUUUGACUCGCAGCAUUUCCCUACGGAAAGCCAAGAAGCCCCCACUCCCUCCCGCGAGGACUGACUCCUUAAGACGCAAACCACAGAGGAAGCCUCAUCACAGUGGGAAAGUCCUUAGUGAGCAGCUGAUCUCCAGUCUCCAGCAGUCCUUAGAGCUCAACCUGAAAACUCAUAGUGCAUCCUUCUCUGGACAGGCACCCUGCAAUGGGUUCGAAGACCCUUGGGUGCUCCGACCCAGAAGCCAGAGCACUGUAAGUGCAGCAAGCAGUGGAAUGUCAGCACCAGCUGCUGUGUGUCCUGUCACACCCACACACAGUGACAGCAGCAGUCAGUGCUCAGACUAUGCUAAGUCAUGGGACUUUUACAUGGAUUACUCAGGCACAUGGUCGGAACAGGGUCUCUCCUCUCAAAACACAAGAUCUGGAAGUGCUGAUGAAAAUCCAGGAGUCAUGAACAACGGAUCCUACAACAAUAGAUUUCCAUUGGCCUACUGCAAUGGGAGUGGGAUUAAGUCAAAUCUGGUGUCAUCACCUGACAAGGUUCAUCACCUGACUUCACCUUCUAGUGGUUAUAACACCCCUGCAGGCACCCCAGUUACUUCUCUGAUAAGAGCAAAGUCUCCUGCAGGGAGGCCUAAACCAAAAGUGCCAGAAAGAAAGUCCUCUCUGCGGUCUUCUGUGUCUUCUUCCUCUACCUCCCUAUCCUCCAACACCUCUGAUUCCAUUAAGAACAUUCCACCUCCACCUCUACCUGACAUAACCACUUCUCAGUGUGUGACACCCAGCUUUCCUUCCAGUUCUCUAACAGCAGCCAUCAUAGACCCAACCCCACCUCUCUAUCCUCUCCCUGAGGUGUCCUCUGCCUCUGAAGAAAGACAGAAUUCACAUUCACACGAAGAGUGUGAAACCCUCCUCAGUGACUCUCUUGAUUUCCCCCCUCCCCCAUCAAAGGUUUAUAAAUCUCUGUCUCUUCUUCAUCCCAAACCUUCAUCAUGCAUUCUACUUCCUCUUCCUCCUCCUCCUCCACCAUUACCUGAGAUGAGUCUACAAACAACAGCCAUUUUGAAAACGGAGAGUUCCUCUAAACCUACAGAGGCUGAGGAGAUUGAAAAGGGACUAAACCUCAAUCGAACUGGAGAGUCAGAGCCCAAGCUUCAGAGACCCAAAAUCACUGCCCAAGCUCUUCAGAUGGUGCAGCUACGACCUGUCAAGCUCAAGCAAAUAGAAAAUAUUUUUACAACAGUUAGUGUUCAGCAUUUUGAGGACCAAGCACAAAAUGGGUCUCAAACAUGCUCAAGGAAAUCCAGAGAAAAUGAGACUACAGAGCAAACAGUCACUGCCAAUUGUGUUAGUCAACCAGAAAAUGGAGUGAAUACAUCUAAAUCUUCAGUACAAAAUCUCCCUCAAGCAUCAUCUUGUUAUUUACCCCCUGGACAAGAUGAAUGUAUUAAUGACACUGAAACUGAGCAGAAUGUUCCAGUGCUUGUGCACCUUUCUGACAGUGUUAGCACACAUCCUGUUUUAACUUUUCAGGAGAUUCCACAGUGCACAGACUCCUCAUCUGCAUCUCAAGGUACUCACCUGAAACAGAAGCCUCCAAUAUCACAUAAGAAGCCCUAUCUUUCCCUAAUUAUACCACCCAUUAUGCAUCUACCUGUCUCUAAUAGACUCAAGCUUCAACAGAGUAAUGAAACAGCAGUGACCCCAGAGCCAAGGCCUGUGAAUGGUUCAUCCUUGACAGAAACUGUUAAUUUCCAGGAGAUUCCAUUAGGCCUUGAGGUAGAGGAAGAGAGUGACUCCGAUACAUCUACUGUGAUUAAAAGCAGAAUGUCCAUCAGCAGUGAGUUGUCAUCAAGCAGUCUGCAAGACUUGCAACUCUCUGAUCUCGUUCUUCAUGAGAAUGACCUUGGGCUGAGUGAUAAAGACUUUGGGCUCAGUGAUGAUAAAAGCCCAUCAGAUGAUGGUUUAAGCAGCAGCACAGGAUCCAUUAGCUUUAAAGAGGAAGAAAAUGAGGAAAAUGUGGCCGAGUUCGACUCGAGCACAGAAAGAUCAUCUGGCAUUGACACUAAUGGAGAGGCUGUUGAGGAGAUGGUGACGCCUGUUCGUCCUCGUACUACAGGGGACCUCUUUGCUGCCAUUCAUAGGUCAAAGAGGAAGGUCCUGGGCCGUGGCGACUCUGAUGAACACUGCCGUAGCCUCCUCCCUUCCCCACCAGUCACCCCAACUGGCUCCUGCCCUAGCCUACCCUCCUUGCCUCGCCAGGCUGGCUCUAUUCAGCGCAACCUGCGGCGGUCAUCCACCAGCAAUGAUAGCUUCAAAGCUCUGCUCCUCAAGAAGGGCAGCCGCUCAGAAUCCAGCUUCCGCAUGUCAGCUGCUGAGAUUCUCAAAUGCACUGACCCCCGUUUCCAGAGGGCUAACUCAGAACCUGCGCAUCCUGAUGGACUGUGCACCUCUCCUCGUAGCAGGAGAGCACAUGAAGAAUGGGCACGUAUUGAGGGUGCCUUGCCUCGUCUCUCCACUGGACUAACAAGCUUAAAAUAUGGCCGUUCACGCACACCACCCUCCGCAGCCAGCAGCCGCUACAACAGCCGCAGCCGCAUUCCCAGUGGGCCGAUGACUGCCAUCUGUGAGAGAGAGGGAGAGAUGGCAGAGUCUACAGACUGCUGCAUCAAUGUUGAGAGUCCUUUCACUCUGUCCACAUCAUCAAGCGGCAUAGUCUGUGCUCAAGGCAGCACUUAAGGCUCCUGCCUCAUUCACAACCUGAGGAUUUUAUACUCACUAAUGACUUGUAAGAAAUAGUCAUCUAUUCAAUACAAAGACCUUAGAGGUCUAAACCCUGGCUGGAAUGCCAUGCUUGUGCUGGCCCAUAGUGACCCCUGAGGAUUUUAUAUGGGCAGAGAACAAAUUGUGGACAUUUCUGUAAUUCUGUAACUUUUAGUUUGGCUCUUUUCAUGAGUGGGAGUUUUAUAUUUCAAAUAAGACAUUAGCACUCUCAAAAAAUGUGAUACUAACAGAAUAUUUUUGGUUUUGUUUCAUGUAAUGUUCAUAGCUCUCUGUCUGCAGGUUGGGGGCAAAGGAAAUGUACACCUUUGUUGGUAAAUUGAGGAAGUUAUGAAUGGAACCAGAAUGUCAUUGAGGGAUUUUGUGAUGAAUGAUCCAUGGUGAUGUGUCUCUGCCAUUGUGGCAAUGGAAAGUACCCAACCAAAGUGAGCACUGAACCUGUGAAUGCACAGAACCCACAUCCAGAUCACAGUCUUGGAAGGGUUGGUGGUGUCAAUGAAGUAUUGGCAUUGUCGGUUACAGUGAGGUCGCUGAAAAUGAGUGUGGAAAGGUUAAAUGGAAAAUGUAUAUUUUUAAAAGUGUUUAGAGAGACAGGUAUAUCUAUAUGCACCUUUAUAUUCUACAUUGCUGUUAAAUUGUGAACAAUCUUCAGGUAGAGCUAUGGAUGUCACACUCGUGACCAAGAUUAUUCAGCUAAUGUAAGCCAACAUUUUUCCAUUACCUAAACAUAAUUUUUGUGUUUAUGUUUAGACAAAAAUAAUAGUUCUCCUUAUUCUGCCAGUGGAAAUAAUCCAACCUUUACAAAAGCCAAGUCAAAAAGCCAGAGCUACCAACCAUUCUGUUUCAUUUAUAGAAAUGUAAAUCUUCUGAUUCCUUGCAUUUGUCUGACACACAUUUGCCCAAUAUGAGAAUUUGUAAAUUUUUGUGUUCAUUAUUUCCAAGAGGAGGAAAUGUUUAGUCUAUUUACUAUAACUAGGUGCACCUGGAUGGUCUUCUUCCCAUGUUACUGAAAACCAGCUGAAUGGUGGUAGAAAAAUGGUGAAGCUCCUGGGUUAAGGCCAUGUGAGACACAAGGGUUUCUGUUAAAGAAAUAAAACAUGGCAUUAAUCACAAA